This is a messenger RNA of Dicentrarchus labrax (European seabass), 1211 nucleotides long. RefSeq names its product inner ear-specific collagen-like. The record is from RefSeq and is a predicted model, not a curated record. Bases 61 to 747 code for a protein of 228 amino acids. Lineage: Eukaryota; Metazoa; Chordata; Actinopteri; Moronidae. Gene Ontology annotation, molecular function: protein binding. The transcript has 4 exons.
UCUACUGAUCAGUCCAUUACAUCUUCCAUCCUUCUGAAGCUAUCAGUGUUGAGCGUCAACAUGAGAGCUAUUAUAUUGCUGUGUCUGCUGCAUGCAGCUUUUGGUCAGCCACACUAUGACUGGAAUGGACCUGGCCAUGGAGAUCGGGUAACAGACCCCAACGCUAACAGUGCAUGUCAAACGGACCAGGGCUCUUGUGGCUGCUGUCUGAUGCUGCGAUCGAUGAACAGCCUGAGGUCAUACUUUAACACGAGCCUGAAUGAGUUGGAGAAGGUGCACUCACAAACAGAGCAAAGUCUGAAUAAUAUCAAAGCCAGCCGCACUGCCUUCUCUGUCUCUCUAUACAGUGAUGAUCGUUUUAAGUGUUUUGGCAACUUCGCUGGCAACAGACCUGUCAUCUACUCACAUGUCUUCAUCAACCUGGGUGCUGCUUACAAUACAAACACUGGUAUCUUCACUGUUCCCCGCUCUGGUGUCUACAGCCUCGCCGUCACCUUGUACAGUGACGCUGGGGCUCCUGGUAACACCUUGGCCAUCUGCGCUGCUCUGCAGGUUAACGGCAAUGUGGUGGCUGCAUCAAGAGACCAAAAUAAGAAUGACCAAGAGGACAGUAGCUCUAUUCUCGUGGUCCUCCACCUGAAGGCUGGGGACCAGGUGUAUGUCAACCUGUUCAGUGGAUGUUUCCUCUGUGAUGACAACAGCCACUUUAACACUUUCAGUGCCUUUCUGCUAUAUCUUACUGAAUAAUUUAGAAACUACUAACUCUUUCAAGCCCUUCUACCAAGGUUAGAAUCUGUUAGAAGAAAUCUUUAUGUUGUGACUCAUCUCAAUCUGCUCUUUCUGAGGGAAGCUAGGUUUUGAAUCAGUCACAUCUGGAUUCAACCCGUGCAAGUAUCUUUGUUCUGUAACAGAUUAUUUUCCUAUCUUGCUGAAAUGAUGUCAUGUAACGCUUGAGAGAAAUACAUGAAAACAACCAGUCACCUGUAAAAUUACAAGAAAAUAAAUCAGGACUUUAAACAAAGCAGUUGGCAUUAGUUGAUUUUGUUUCAGUUGAAGAGAUGUGUAAUGUCUACAUUUCAGAAAUAUUAUCCCCACUUUGCUGUCUUUUUUUGAUACAGUUUUAACAUUCGGGAUGUUUGACCUAGUUUGGUAUGACAUUUUAAUUUUAGUUCAUAACACAUAUAACAUUUAAAUAAAGCACUUUAUUCCCA